CUGACUGUCAGCUCAGAGUGCUUCUCUUACACUAGCGGUGCCACUGACUGCUUGCUGCCACUGACUGACUGGCUUCGCUUGUGCCCCUGGAGGUUGCUGCUGCCCUGCCCAGCAUUGUUAGCUCCCUACAGCUCGGCAGAACACUCCUUGUCUUCUCACCUCCCUUUGUUCUAUUGCUGUCCCCUUCCCCCAUUACCUGCUCUGUGCCACUCUAUCCCUAUAGCACCACCUUUUAUCCAGCACCGGUGCCACCUGCAGCCCCUGCCCCUAGCUGGAUGUGCGCCUGGGACAGCUGAGGAGCUCACCGUCGUGUCGCUUGGGAAUGGCUGUUACUGGGAUGGGAGCCUCACGGAGCCGCUGCUUGUAAGACAAUUAUAUCGGGGACAAACACACCGGCGGGACUCGGCAUCACACCGGCCACUCACUUCUCUGCUAAGGCUGCCGGCACCAUGAACACCAGCUUGCCAUAUCAGCAUAACUCCUACAGUCCUUCUGGGAAUUCGGGCCCCAUCCAAUGUUACCGCUGUGGAGAAACGUGCAAGGGAGAAGUGGUGAGAGUGCAAACCAACCACUUCCACAUCCGCUGUUUCACGUGUCAAGUUUGUAAUUGUGAUCUGGCCCAGUCUGGCUUCUUCUUUAAGAACGGAGAGUAUAUCUGUACGAGGGAUUACCAGCAGCUCUAUGGAACCCGCUGUGACAGCUGCCGAGACUUCAUCACAGGGGAAGUCAUUUCUGCCCUUGGACGGACGUAUCACCCCAAAUGCUUUGUGUGCAGCAUUUGCAGGAAGCCUUUUCCCAUUGGAGACAAGGUGACCUUCAGAGGCAAAGACUGUGUGUGUCAGAACUGUUCCCACUCUUUAGUCAGUGACAAGCCCAUCAAGAUUCAUGGUCCAAGUCACUGUGCAGGGUGUAAAGAGGAGAUUAAACAUGGCCAGUCCCUGCUAGCGCUGGAAAAACAGUGGCACGUCAGUUGCUUCAAGUGUCAGACGUGUGGCAUUGUCCUGACUGGAGAAUAUAUUAGCAAAGAUGGCGUGCCUUAUUGUGAAUCGGAUUAUCAUGCUCAGUUUGGCAUCAAAUGUGAAACGUGCAACAAAUACAUCAGCGGCAGAGUCCUGGAGGCAGGCGGCAAACACUAUCACCCCACGUGUGCUCGCUGUGUCCGCUGCCAGCAGAUGUUCUCGGAGGGAGAAGAAAUGUACCUGACAGGCUCUGAAGUGUGGCAUCCAAUCUGUAAACAGGCAGCUCGUGCAGAGAAGAAGCUCAAAUACAGAAGGGCAUCUGAGACUUCCAUCUCCCCUCCAGGAUCUAGUAUUGGCUCACCCAAUCGUGUUAUAUGUGCCAAGGUAAACAACGAGAUUCUAAAUUACAAGGAUUUAGCAGCCCUCCCUAAGAUCAAACCAAUCUACGCAGUGCAGCGCCCUGACCUCAUUUCUUACGAGCCUUAUAGCAGAUACACAUCCGAUGAGAUGCUGGAGAGAUAUAGCUACGGGGAGGAUAUAUAUGAAGGGAUAGACUUGCGCCAGAGAAGAUCUUCUAGCCCCGGUUAUAUAGACUCUCCUCUGUACAGACAUGAAGUAUCCCUCACCAUGCCACGCAAUCCACAGCAUUACUACAUGUCAGGCACAGAUAGUGGGCGCAACUCACCUUUUUAUAGCCAGUUAGAUGUACGUUGCUCCUCGCCGAACCAUUACCAAGUUCCACGGCAUUUCCACGUACCAGCCGCUGCAGAGAGUAACAUUUACCGGAAACCCCCCAUCUAUAAACGGCAUGCAACGAAAAGCAAAACAAGUGAAGAUCUUGUACAGUCUUCUAAAUAUUUCCCAGCACAUUCCCAUGAACUGUACUACCAACCUGAAUCUGAGUUUUGGAUGUAUUCCCCAAAAGUGCCUCGAGCACGGAGAUAUUCAUCAGGCGGAGAGGAAGAUGGCUUUGAUCGGAGCAUGCAUAAGAUCCAGGGAGGGAUUGGGCGAAUGAUUCUAAAGGAAGAGAUGAAAGCUCGGUCCUACGCUGACCCUUGGACGCCUCCCCGAAGUUCUGCCGGCAGUAAGGAAGCUCUCCACACUGCGGGAUACGAGGCUUCUCUUAAUGGAUCUCCCACCAGGCGCUAUCUGGCUGACAGUGAUCCCUUGAUUUCAAAAUCAGCCUCACUCCCAGCCUACAGGAGGAACGGAUUGCACAGGCCUCCCAGCACAGAACUUUUUCACUAUGACAGUGCCAACGCUGUGAAUUGGGGAAUGCGUGAGUACAAGAUUUAUCCAUAUGAAUUACUUGUUGUCACCAGUAGAGGGAGGACUAGACUUCCUAAAGAUGUAGACAGAACACGCUUGGAGCGUCAUCUAUCGGCAGAAGAGUUCUAUCAGGUCUUUGGAAUGACCAUAUCAGAGUUUGACCGCCUGGCACUGUGGAAAAGAAAUGAAUUGAAGAAGCAAGCCAGGCUCUUUUAAUCCCAUCUAACAUGUGCCUCAGAUAUAAAUAAACACCUCUAUAAAUAUAUUUAUAAAUAUAUAUAUAUAUAUAGAUCUUCUGUAUGAUUAUCACAUACCAUAUAUAUAUUGUAUUAUAGGAUAAUCUCGCCCUAGGCUGAGACUUUUGUUUUAACCCUUUCAGACGUGGAAAGGACUACAACCUGUUACUAUGCAAUGUGUUGCAAUCCCUUUUACCACUGAGAGGGUUAACCUGAGUUGAGAGCUAUUUUGAACUCUCGCUUAUAUUUUUUAAGGCUGUUUUUUUAUUUUCUAUACGCUGCUGUUUCUGAGAGUUUCAACCUCCACCAACAGGGAGAAUAUACAGUACAUAACACAUUGCUUUUACAGAUAUAUGGUUUGACUCUGGCAUUACUCAUUUUGAUGCGAGAACUUGCAAUUAUUUCCAUUCUGUAACAAAAUUACCAAUAAUUUACCACCGGCUUAUUGGCUAUAGGUCGUUUAGAAAUUGCAGCCUUAUACAAAGUGAGUUUCUAAAAAUGCCAUAUGACGGACACUUGAUAACAUAUUGGGCUGCACUGCUUUAGGGUGCACCCCUGGGAAGAUGCCACCGAUUAAUUUUGGCCAUUAGCCAGGAGAACCAUUCACAACUGACCUGGAAAGCAGCCAAAAUCCAUGAUUCUGUAUUAGUGCCCAUGUCUCCGAGGUUUACCAGGCCUGCUUCCUGCAGUUCAUGAUUCCUUGCACUGUGAAUGUCAAUGUUUUUUCUCUGCUUAUGGACCCAAACACCCCAUAACACCAACAGCAUGUGAAAGCAAAGGGAAGUACUCAGUUAUCUAUGUGGCCUUACAAAUUACAAUUAUAGAUAGACAUGGAUAGACAUUCUCCUCCAUCAUGCCCCAGUAUGUCAUCUCCUCUGUACCCCCUGUCCUUUUUAUGGCAGAAACUAGGUGCUGAAUUGCAAAUGCGUAGUUACACACAACAGCCAAUCAGUAAUUUGUUUUGACCAGUUUACUGCCAGUAACAAAAUGGAAGCAACUAUUUGAUCGGUUGCCAUGAGCAACUGCACUUCUGCCAUUUCGUAGCUAUGUUAGUAAACCUGCCCCUCUCUGUUUUGCACAUUUUCUCUCAUUUGUAAUAAAUGGUGCACGGUUUACUACAGGUCCAGUCAUCUAUAGCAACCGACCAGCAGGUACCUUAACUGACCACCUUUUUGAAAGCAAACAUCUUAUUGGUUGCUAUGGUUUACUACCCCUGGGCCUUCUGUCUUGUAUUACACAUGGGGGUUGCCUAUGAACAGGUAGAAAAAAUAUUUCAAAAACAUUUUUUUUCAAAACUGCCCUGGCACUUUUCAGCCUGAGGAUAUUCUAGUGGCUGCUCUAGCAUAGACAAUGCAGCGUGUGCCAUCAGCUUAACGCUACCAGCCUUUUGCCUACUAUAUUUUGUCUUCACUUAAAACGUGGCAUGAAGAUGUCCUAAAAUCACCCCCAUUAUAGUCUGUGAAAACACACAGAUAUUUGCCUUGCUAUUGCCCCUCGUGUGAGUUUUCAGGAGAGAAUUGCUUGAAAUUCACAUGUACUGCCAUUUUCAUGAUUCCCGUAGAAAGCAAGGGGUGAUUGGAGAUGAUUUGGGGCACUUUGACACUGUAUUUGAAUAAAAGUAAAAUAAAGCCAACCUCCCCCAGGGAAUGCUGGAACAAAUGGAGUUCUCUAAACAGUCCGUGUUCUUAAAAUUCAUUCCCAACCAAACCUAGUGAACUUUCCAGAAAAAUUCACUUACAUUUUUAACCUAAAAAAAAGUUCAAAUUCCAUCCUGCCUUGUAGGAGGAAAUCUUUGCAUAUGAUUUUCUCAAUACUGAAAGCUGGUAUGGAUGACCAGAGGAUGGUGAUUUUUGUACAGAGAAAACAUGGGGCCCUCACUGGCCUGUGAUUUGGGAGAGAUUCCAAGAUGGCCAGUGGUGCUAAAAUGAGCAAAGUUAGGCAGUAUUAGCAUUAUACUGUAGCUUCCCUUAACCAGACGAGAAUCCGCUCCUCCACUGCUGCCCUUCUGCCCGGUGUGCUUGCACCCAGAAACAUUACCUCAACUUGGGUGCAGACAGACAUGGGAGAUUUUGCAUUGCGCACCGAAAUCCACCGCAUCUGCCUGCACCUGAGCAGGGUUAAAAUUUCAGCGUGCAGGCAUGUCAGGCAGAAGCGUAGGAGGGGAUCCAACUUGUCUGGCCCCAGCCUUAGACAACCACAUGUGCAAGGCCAUACUGUACUGAUCCAACUGGACUGAUUGUGGUGCUGACCAUUCCAGUUUAGGGGUACAUGACUACUUCCAUUCUUUAGUUGGGACAUGAGCACACAGUUCAGUGGGAGGUAUAUGAAUUCAUUGGUCUCUAUGUGAACAAUUUCAGUUCUCACAGAUACUUAUAAAUUGUAAUACACUGUCACGCCCUUUUUUUGCCCGUUAAAAUCCAAACUUAUCCCUGGGGCCUCGGAUAGACUAAAGCCUGAAAUCUCCGUACUAGUGGCGUGGCUAGUAGGGUUGAGUCCAUGAUGCAAAGGUAUUUCAGUGGCGUAAUGCUUGGGGUCAGUACAAACAGUUGAAAGAUCUGCUCAAGAAAACUACGUGUGUGGAGUUUAGUUUGUGUCUGUCCUAUAAAUGUUAUCAUAUUUUGUAUAUUAUUUAUAUAUGAUAUGUAUGUUAUGUCAUGAACACAACUCACACUUUAGCAGAACCCUAGUGACAUCUAGUGGUUAUUCCAGCACCUGUACUUGGAUGUGUUCCUGCUGUGUGUGUGCAAAUGUUUUUUUAGAGUGCUCCGUAGAGCUUAAAAAUGUGACUUUGCUGUGCCUCAUAUCAGGCAAAAGAUAUGCCUGAUAAUAAGAGCAAGGAAUAUUUUUACACCUUAGCAAAUUGUGUUCUUAAUGUCACAUGCUAGUAAUAUUACGGGCUGGCAUGGGAAUGUAUAGCACUGGUUAGAAAAUGAAAAGACAUAAUACCAUGGCCACAUACGUUUGGUCUGUGCAGUGUCCAAAGGAUUGUAUAGAAGUCUGUGUAUAUAUUUACAGCCACAGCAGUCGACGUUUCAUAUUUACUGCAGGGCUAAUACCCCAUUAAUUAUCUAUGUGAUAGAAGCAGUUUAGUCAAAUGAUGGGUUCUGGGCACCCAGAAAGCAUUGUGCUUCCAACUUGCUCUUGAGCAUGGACAGUUUUCCCCCUGAGUCUACAUAAAUCACAUUUCUAUUGGAAUCAAUGGUCUCUUGUUCUUUAGCUGUAGUUAAAAUAUAUGGUGCUAUAUCAUGUUGUUGGACAACAAGUUCCCAGCAGCAAGAAUUCUGGGAGUUGCAUUUCAGUGAAAGCUGAAAAAGCCACGCACCACAGUUUUAUAUUAGUAUUGAGCAUCACAGUAACAUGGGGAACAGAAAAAUAAUUCAUAUUUUUUUUGUUUGUUAAUCCAGAAAUGUGCAUUUAUUGUUAAAAUAACUUGUCAGACCUACACCUUACAGUAGAUACCUCCCUGAUCAAAAAUAUAUAUUUCUUGUAAGGGUUAAACGUCUCAACAGGGUGGGUGAUUCAGACAACAGAGUAAAACCACAAACAACACCUGUGCCGCACAAACAUUCCUUGCUACACUUGCCUUUUGUCUCCCUAAUAUUUACUACUGAUUUAAUCAGUAUAUGACUGAAUGUUACCGGCAAGCCAUAGAUGCUUUGUGUGCUGCCAAAAUGCAGGGUUUUACUGGAUUCAAUUUGUUUUAUCACAAACAUCACUUAUCUUUUAUUUGCCUUGCAUUUGGACUCCAGAAGUUUCAUAUAUUAAAACAGCUUCUUCUCUAAGCA
Messenger RNA from Xenopus laevis (African clawed frog), 6249 nucleotides. It is a transcript of the gene ablim3.L, whose product is annotated as actin binding LIM protein family member 3 L homeolog. Gene Ontology annotation, biological process: cilium assembly; cytoskeleton organization; lamellipodium assembly. The record is from RefSeq and is a predicted model, not a curated record. Gene Ontology annotation, molecular function: actin binding; actin filament binding. NCBI's taxonomy places the organism in Eukaryota, Metazoa, Chordata, Amphibia, Anura, Pipidae. The coding region runs from base 450 to 2444 and encodes 664 amino acids. Gene Ontology annotation, cellular component: stress fiber; cytoplasm; actin cytoskeleton. The transcript is spliced from 22 exons.